AUGCAGCCGCCGCUGCCCGCGCCUGCGGCGCCAGGGCGGCCGCACAAGCGGAAGGGCGACGAGUUUGCCGCCGCCGCCGCCGACGGCAGCAGCGGUGUGCUGACGGGCCCCGGCAGCGCGCCCUCCGCCGCCGCCGCCUCGAGCGCGCCGCCGCGGGCGUCGGCGCGGGCGUCGGCGCGGCGGGACGCGGGGUGCGGCAGCAGCGGGGCGCCGCCGCGGGCGGAGGCGCAGACGUGGCUGAUCCUCGAGUUUUGUGACGGAGGCAAUCUGGCGGACGCGGUGCGCGGCGGCCUGCUGCUGCGCUGCCAUGAAGACGACGACUCGGAAGACGAGCAGGCGGACGGGGAGGGCAGGGAGGAGGGCGAGGGCGCCGGAAGUUUGGGGGACGGCGGCCGCGGCGGCGGCGGCGGAGAUGCGGCGGAGGAGGAGGAGGGCGGGGAGGCGCCGAUCGACCUGCCGCGGGCGCUGCAGCUGCUGCUGGACGUGGCGAGGGGGAUGGCGUACCUUCACGAGCGGAACGUCGUGCACGCUGACCUCAAAUGCCAGAACGUGCUGCUCGCCAGCUCGCCAGAGGCGCCCUGGGGCUGCGUCGCAAAAAUAUCAGACUUUGCGGCCCUCCUCAACCCCCGUCAUCCUCGCACCCACGCACCCAUCCACCCACCCACCCACCCACCCAUCCACCCAUCCACCCACUGA
Molecule: messenger RNA, 696 nt
Organism: Monoraphidium neglectum
Lineage: Eukaryota; Viridiplantae; Chlorophyta; Chlorophyceae; Sphaeropleales; Selenastraceae
Exons: 4
Coding region: 1-696 (231 amino acids)
Biological process (GO): protein phosphorylation
Molecular function (GO): protein kinase activity; ATP binding
Source: RefSeq, a predicted model, not a curated record